CACGUGGCCAAUUGAGUCGAUCACCGGCGAUAGAAAAGAGAAACAAUACAGAUUCAGAAGAAAAAAUAAGGAAGUAGAUAGGAUCAAAGUACUUCAAACUUAUUGAAGAAAACAAAAUAAAAUGGAUUCCGUCGUCGUUGACAGCCCAAAUGUGAAAUACACCGAAAAGUUUAUAGAAGCUGAGUACGAAUAUACCAACUCGAAAGUGAGGAGAGAAAAUGUGCGAAUCAUUGCCCAACCCACCACGACCCACUAUACUUUCCGAACUGAACGAAGAGUUCCCAAGUUGGGAGUGAUGCUUGUUGGAUGGGGCGGAAAUAACGGCACAACUGUUACGGCAGCCAUCUUAGCUAAUAAACUGGGUUUAAAAUGGAUGACGAAGGAGGGCGAGAGAAAGGCGAACUAUUUUGGAAGUAUUACCCAAGCUAGUACAGUUUGUGUGGGUAAUAAUGAAUUUGGUGAAGAAGAAUAUAUCCCAAUGAGUGGUCUGUUACCCCUGGUUAACCCUAAUGACAUUGUUCUUGACGGAUGGGAUAUUUCCGGUUUAAACCUAGCUGACAGUAUGUCACGGGCUAAAGUGUUGGAUUACAACCUACAAGAACAACUACAACCUCACCUCAAAGACCUCAAACCCCGACCAUCUAUCUAUUUUCCCGACUUUAUAGCUGCCAACCAAUCUGAUAGAGCUGACAAUGUUUUGGAAGGAACCAAAAGUCAAAUGGUGGACCAAAUUCGAAAGGACAUUCGAGACUUUAAAGAAUCUAGUGGCGUCGACAAGGUCAUUAUCUUGUGGACAGCUAAUACUGAACGAUUCAGUAACGUCAUAACCGGUUUGAAUGACACGUGGGACCAUUUAUCCAAUGCUAUCAGAGCUGAAGAGAGUGAAAUCUCACCAUCGACAUUAUUCGCCGUUGCUUCAAUCCUAGAGGGCGUUACAUACAUAAAUGGAUCUCCGCAGAACACUUUUGUACCCGGAGUUCUAGAACUUGCUGAAAAAAGAAAAGUCUUCAUAGCUGGUGAUGAUUUUAAGUCUGGACAAACGAAGAUAAAGUCAGUUUUGGUUGAUUUCCUAGUAUCAGCUGGUAUAAAACCAGUGUCUAUUGUCAGUUAUAAUCAUCUCGGUAAUAAUGAUGGUAAAAAUCUCUCCGCACCACAAACAUUCAGAUCAAAAGAGAUAUCAAAGAGCAAUGUUGUGGACGAUAUGGUAGCCUCGAAUAAAAUACUGUUUGAGAAAGACGAGAAGCCUGAUCACUGUGUUGUUAUUAAAUACGUACCAUAUGUAGGUGACAGCAAGAGAGCAAUGGACGAAUAUACUUCUGAGAUAAUGAUGGGAGGUACCAACACUAUAGUUCUUCAUAAUACAUGUGAAGAUUCCUUACUCGCUUCACCUCUAAUUAUAGACUUGAUCGUACUAGCCGAAAUCUGUGAGAGAAUUCAGUUUAAAGUUGAAGGCGACGAAGAUUUUCAAAGAUUCAACUCUGUCCUAUCAAUUCUGAGUUUUCUAUGCAAGGCUCCAUUAGUUCCUCGUGGAACUCCUGUCGUCAAUGCUUUAUUCAGACAACGUGCAUGUAUUGAAAACGUUCUAAGAGCUUGUAUUGGAUUGGCCCCUGUCAAUCACAUGAUGUUAGAACAUAAGCACGAGAUUAUUACGUCAUCAUCUACAACCAAUCAUAUUGGUAAGAAGAGAACACGUGACGGUUCUCCCAAGAUCAGCAUGGACGCCAGUCCGACUUCUAGCAACAGUAGCAGUGACGUUGAUAUGUAGUCAACUUAUUAUACUGUUUUUAUUUUGUUUUGAUAUUAAUAAAGUGGCCAGUAAUUUCAACAUUAUCUUGAUGUAAAAUGAUUGAAAAUGGACGGCUCCGUAUAUUGAAUUGACCGUAAUGGACGCUAGACAGUUUGCCUAUUUACCAACAUUAUUAUGGUUCGUUAUAACAUGAGCAAAAAAAAAAACAAAAUAUAUGGAGGACCAAUUUUGAAUUUUACAAAUUUUGGUGGUUAAAUAGAGUUAUGCCCCUUGUACAAUAUCUGUUAAUAUUAAAAGUUUGUUAAUCAAAAAUGUU
This is a messenger RNA of Lottia gigantea (owl limpet), 2063 nucleotides long. RefSeq lists its product as hypothetical. Gene Ontology annotation, molecular function: inositol-3-phosphate synthase activity. The coding region runs from base 122 to 1765 and encodes 547 amino acids. Gene Ontology annotation, biological process: phospholipid biosynthetic process; inositol biosynthetic process. The transcript has 4 exons. NCBI's taxonomy places the organism in Eukaryota, Metazoa, Mollusca, Gastropoda, Lottiidae. Gene Ontology annotation, cellular component: cytoplasm. The record is from RefSeq and is a predicted model, not a curated record.